Messenger RNA from Brugia malayi, 852 nucleotides. RefSeq lists its product as uncharacterized. Gene Ontology annotation, molecular function: lysozyme activity. NCBI's taxonomy places the organism in Eukaryota, Metazoa, Nematoda, Chromadorea, Rhabditida, Onchocercidae. Gene Ontology annotation, biological process: signal transduction; cell wall macromolecule catabolic process; innate immune response. The coding region runs from base 1 to 852 and encodes 283 amino acids. The record is from RefSeq and is a predicted model, not a curated record. The transcript is spliced from 6 exons.
AUGUCUAAGAUACUUAUCAAUUCAAAAUUAAAAGUACCAGGUAAUAAUAAUUAUGGCAAAGCAAUUGAUAUAACUACUUAUGUAGAUCGAAGUGUCUUCCGCUGCUUGUUUCAAGCAGGUUUUACAAUUGCAUUUAUUCGAGUGUAUAUGUCUAAUGGAAAUGGCACUGUGGAUAUUAAUUCUGCUUCUAAUAUUUACAAUGCUGCUAGCGAAGGAAUGGGUACUGAAAUUUAUGUGGAACCGCAACCUCGUGGAACAAAAUCCGGAAGUGAGCAAUUUAUGGAAGCGUACACUUUCCUGACAAAGAAAGGUAUUGCUGUAAGAACCAUUUGGAUUAAGAUAACAUCACCAAUCAAUUGGCCUAAUAAUCAAACUGCUAAUACUGAUUUUAUCAAUAAAUUUAUUCUUUGUGCAUGGAAACAUGGUUUAUUGGUAGGUAUUUAUACUAAUUGGUAUGAUUGGGAACAGAUAAUAGCUGGACAAAUAACACCCAAUCAACGACAAAUUCGUCUUUGGUAUUGGAAUUUGUUGGGUUCAAGUUUAAACGAUGCUACACCACCAACAUUUGCUGAUUUCCGACCGUUUGGAGGAUUUAAUGCACCGAUGGUGAAACAAUAUGCCAAAAACACACCUAUUUGUGGAAUAUGCGCUUCCCUAAAUGUUUACCUUAAAAGAAGUGGAACGAAAGUUUUACUUGCUAAUAUGAGAGUAGAAAUGGCUAAUGUUACAGUAGAUAAUCUUCCUGUGACGUUGCCAAUAGUGGCCAAGUCUUCAGAAAAGCAGCUACAAAGUAAACAGUUGGGACAAAAAGCAACAACUUAUCGAAAUAAGACAUCACCGCUCAUACAUUAA